AUUUACGUUUUGUUUGAGACUUCCGGUUCGGCUAAGAAGAAAUAAAAAUAUCAACACUUCUUGACGUUCAUCAACAAUAUGAGCUUCUAUCCCAAAACAGAUGGUUAAAAUUUAGAAUGGACGGGAUGGAAGAUAGCGGAUUUGAUAGUGACCAAAAAUCGUCUCAAGCACUUAACACAGAUUCCGCAGCUAAUAGAAAUACUUUCAGUCAACAGAAUGGAGUCCAGUCAUCACAGAAGAAAACUCUUGAUCUACAGAAGAAAAUAAAUAAACAUAAAGCAGCAAGUAAAAACAGAGUUGUGAAUCAACAGCCAAAAAAAUAUCUGCUUUCCAGAAACAGAUUAAGUGUACCCAGUAAACAAGACUUACUUGCCAAUGAACAUGACAAUCAGCCCCUAGUUGCAAUUGUGUCAGAUGAUAGUGAAGACGAUGAUUUUGAAUCUCCAAUGUUUGCCAAAGCUGCAACUAAAGAAAUAGCUCAACAAUUGAUUAAAGAUGGCUACAAUUUAGAUCUGGAACCUGACGAUGAAGAUCUUGACUUAAUACCCCCACGACCUUUAAAUGAACGUUGUAUUUGUUGUCCUAAUUACCAAGGAUCAUGUGUUAUGCAAUGAUAUUACAGCUUAUGUUAAAAAAUAAAUCUUUAAGAUUAAUGGUCUGUUAUCAGUAGAAUUUAACGGUAAAGAUUGGAGACUGAAACACUUUCAAAAACAUGAAAUUUACUCAAUUUUCUUCAGUAAUGUAAAACUGAACUUUGUAGUAAAAUAAUAUUUACAAAAAAAAAUCAGUAUUGUUAAAUGACCAGCAAAUUAUUUUUUUUUGCCUGCAGCUUUAAUUGAGUUUUAAAUGCAUAAGCUAGCUUUAUCUAAAACUUCUGUGUUUUUUUUAAUUUCUUUUUUUAAGGAAAGUGAAAUAUUAUAAUGCACAAGUGCAAUAGUUUAAAAUAUCAAACUCUAACUUACUCUGCUUUAAUUCUACACACAGUUAAAUUGUUAUAAUACUCAGUUGAAAUUGUCUGAGUGAUUAAAUUAGAUCUUCCAUUAUUGUUUACCCCAUGCAACAUUCUUGAGGUGUUUCUGGUAGCAUUUAGUUUUGCAUUGUUAUAAUUUCAAAUUUGCACGUCUAGGAUGAAAAAGUUGUUCUUGUUAUAGAUAUUUUUCACGCAUAAUUGAUAUUUUAUUUUUAUUUUAUUUUAUAUAUACGUUUUGCUUACAUUCCAUUAGAUUAUGUAUUUUGUUUGUAUAUUAUUAAGGUCCCCCUAAAUGUUAAAUCUAUUCUUCAUUAACUGAUGUUAAAAGAUUUUAUGGUAUGGUUGAAAGUUGUAAUAUUGUGUAUAUUUGUAUUAGACGAUCUGAAUGUGUAUGUGGGCAUAUGGCAAUGUUAAAAGGUUUUUUGUGAUUACUGUUCCAUUGAAAAACAUAUAUAGUACACAGAGAAGUCUCUUCUGACAAUCAGAAACUAUUUUUUUGAGACAAUUAUAUGAUUUCACAGAUGUCUGAAAAUAAUUGUCAUCAACCAGGCACCCAUAGAUGAUUUUUCCAAAUUUUCUUUCCCUUUGUCCAAAGUAUGUUUUUUAAACAGUCCUAAGAGAAUGUUGCUUAUAGAAGUGAUCAUUUAAUAGUAUAUUCAAGAUAGAAACAGUAGAAAAUUUAAAAACAGAUUAAAAUUAAUCAGCAGCAUUUCGCUGUUUUUAGUGUGACUAAACAUUUUAAAAAGCUUACACACUUAUUUUCAAAAAAUUCAUAUAACUUAACAAAAUAUUCAUGUAGAUAGUAGGUAUACUUUAAAACAUUAUCCAUAUGAGCAAAUAUGUCUAACUAAGAAUCCAGUAUCAAGGAUGACUUAGCUUGAAAUUUCUAGAUCACUAUGAAAAAAAACAUGCUAUAAUGGACUUUGGUCACUUCAUUCUUUUUCUGUAUAAUUAAUAUACAAUGUUAAAUAUUUAAUGGCAAUUUGAUCAUCAGAAAUCCUAUAAAUAUACAUAUAGUAUUAUAUAACAUUUCUGAAAUCCAGUUAUUCUGAAUUAUAUAAUGACAGUUCUUUUUCUUGUUUAUUAUUAUUUAUAUUGAUAUUAUUCUGUUUUGUUUUCUUUUGAGUUGUAUAGUGUGUUGAUAUUAUUUAAUGAAUUAAAUGUUUUAUUAAAUAUGGCUGAUAAUAUAAUUUGUGAUCUUAUGGCAACGUUUUUAUGAGAAGACAUAUAUUCUUAAGGCUAACUUCAUGUUACAAGGUUACAAUAUGAUACAUAUGGUUAAAUCUAGAAUAUUUUAAUUAUGUUUUCUUGUCUGUGAGUCCCUCUGUUUCGUCUGUUUGUCUUGGUUAAGGUUAAAGAUUUUGGUCAAGGUAGUUUUUGAUGAAGUUGAAGUCCAAUCAACUUGAAACUUAGUACACAUGUUUCCCAUGAUGUGAACUUUCUAAUUUAACGCCAAAUUAAAGUUUUGACCUAAAUUUCAUGUUCCAACUAACAUGGAAGUGAUAAUGCUAGUAGGGCAUCCAUGUCCUAUGGACACAUUCAUAUUUUUUUAUCAAGAAGGUUGACUUCACUUAAAUAAUGAAAAUUUGUUGCAUUCUUAAAAGAAUUUAACUAAUAUAAACUAAUUAAAUUUAAUUCAGGCUUUUUCAAAAGUUUGUUAUAUUAUAUCCAUUCAAAGUUUUCUGAAAUGACAUAAAUUUUGUACAUUUAUUUUCAAUUUGUUUUUUUAUAAUUGGUCACAUUUGAUACAUGAAUCUUGAAUGAAGAUACAAAUAUAGAUUCCAUCAAAACUGUUAGAAAAAAAAUAAUCAUCAAUGUUAAAAGGUGCUUUCUGUAGCUUCAAGUAGAAAUCAAAAGUGUAUAUAGCAGUAUAUUUACAGCAUAUGUGUGACCCAUAGAAUAAGAAUUGAGAUUCUGAAGGCUUUUAGAAGUUACUAAAUUUCAUGUCCAAAAUUUAUUUAAUACAAUUCACUUGAUAAAUUCAGGCAAUAAUUAAUGUAAGAUAAUCUCACAUUUUAUAUCAGCUGUUUAUUUCUUUGUAUUUAAGUUGAAAGUAGAAAUUCAUAAGACAUAAAUGAUAGAUAUGCUAUAAUAAUGAGGGUUAUCUUUCCUUGAUCAUUGAGGUAAAAUUAAGUUCACAAUUUUGAAGAACAUUUUUAUGUAUUUUGAUAAAAGCUAUAUUCAUAGUAGAUUUACUACUAAUUUAAACUAAGAAAUAUAAAUAUAAACAUUUUCUAGUUUAUAAAUGUGAAUAAUUUAAUUUUGGCUGUAACUCAUCUUCUGAUUGGCUGACAUUAUUUUGUUAUCAGCCCAUAGACAUAAUUUAGUAAUGUGACCGUGACGUCAUCAACUUUUUUUCAUGGUUUUCUUGGUUUAAAAUGGAAUUUAGAAUUAGAAUUAAGAAUAACAUAAAAAAUGUGGUGCACACUGUUAAUUAACACGCUACGCGUGUUAUUCAGUGUGCACCAAAUUUUUUAUGUUAUUUUGAAUAGACAGAAAAAAUAUUAGUGAUUCCUUAAUUAAUUUAAAAAUGAUAUGAUGAUAUACCUGUACUUCAAACCUGUGAUUGUAUGUGGUAUCUACAGAUGAUGUAUUAUUGACAUUUUAUUUGAGAGCCUUGAUAAUGAUAUACUAAAUUAGAAAUGAAAACAUGCAAUAUAUAUAAAGUUUUGCAAUGGUUUUUAGGGUCAUUUGUGCAAUUAUAUAUCUUAGUUGUAUCAUUUCAUAUGUUUGUUCAUUAUUUUGAUUCAAGUUUAUUAAAAGAAAAUAGAACAGCUCAUAAAUGAUAUUAUAUUUGACAAUUUAUUAUGAAUAGGGUAAAAUCAGGUGGAAUGGCUAAUGAAAGUUCUAUUUAUUGUAUUCAAAGUUAUCUUCUGCUAAUCAUAUUUUUGUUAUCAUAUUGUUAAACAUAAUCAUUAUGCUCUUGUUAUUGGUACAAACCAACUUCUCUUUCUAGAAAAAAAUAUACACUUGAAUAUUUUUAACCAUUUAAACUAUUAAUUUCAUUUAUCAUGAGUUUCUCAAGAAAUUUCUCCCACCUUUCAGAUAUAACUAUACAAUAUCUUAGAUUGUAAAACAUUUAUUCAAUAUUAUCCUAUUGGAUGCUGCACACAAGUCAAAUUUAUAGCUGCCAAAGAAAUACCUUUAACCAAUAGUCUGACUUGUUCCUCCUAGUCUCAUUGUCCCUUUUAAUUUGAGCCAGAAAGAUGUGAAGAAAGCUAUUUAUAGCAACUGUUUAAAACUUUAAAGUAAACAAAUUAUUUGAUCAAACAAUCAAUUUGUGCAUGUAACUAAGGUAAAAUUGGUGUUAUUAUUUGGUUUUCACCUGAACAUGUGACUUGUGCAUAUAACUAUAGUGAAAUGGGUGCUAAGAUUUGUAAUUUUCAUGUGACGUCUAUUUUUGCAUAUGUAUCAUUAGAUCUCAUUUGACUCUUUAAGUUGUAUUAGUUUGAUCUGACAUUCCUCUGCAGUUAUCCAUUAUCAUGUGAUUAUGUUUUAAAUUUUAUACAUGCUUUUCAUACAAAUAUAACUAUUCAUUAAAUACAAUAUAGUAUAUUG
Molecule: messenger RNA, 4528 nt
Organism: Mytilus trossulus (common blue mussel)
Lineage: Eukaryota; Metazoa; Mollusca; Bivalvia; Mytilida; Mytilidae
Product: protein FAM219A-like
Exons: 5
Coding region: 117-614 (165 amino acids)
Source: RefSeq, a predicted model, not a curated record